UUCAUCAUUUCUCUCUUAUUUCUCAUCAUUUUAAAUUUUUCUCUCAAUUAAAAAAGUAAUUUUAAAAAAAUGGAUCGUUUCGUUUUACGGAUCUUCUUAUUAAUGAAGCUCUACGAGGAGUUUGGUAUAACAAGAAGAGCGUAGCUCAAUACGUCAUCAAACACCCCACUGCUUGGUUCGUUAUCGAGAAGAGAUGGGAAUCACCCCCUGCAGAGAGUGUGGUACAGUUUCAAACUGUUGAAAUAAUAAUGUCGCUCCUCACAACAAUCUACAACAACAUGACUUCCGAACCAGCCGAGCAGAUCCAUUUUAUCAACUGCGACAUCAUCACCAAUGCAGGGAACUUGGAGGAGGUGAAGAAAGGGCUCGAGUUGAACGACAUGGGGUUCGAAAUAGGGGAUGAGAACAUUUCUCUCUCGUUCGCACUUUCUCCUCAUAUUCCCACCCCGUUCAACAACAAACUACCCUAUGUCUAUGUGGGAUAUAACAAGGAGGGAGGCUAUCGAUUCGGAGAAGACCAUUCCAAGAAAAGUGAAUUUACUGUGAAAGGAUCCAAAGGCCACCAACUUUUGAAAGUCACGACGAUGACAGGAAUCGAACCCAACAAUAUCCACAAUGUGUUCCAGGCUGACCCCUCCACCUUCACAUCAGAACAAAGUUUGCAAAAGACGAAGGAGGUGGAAACUUUAGGUCAUAAGGGGGUUCUAGUUGCUCAAAUAUUGGGUAUGAAGACUGUUGAUGGUCAUAAUGUUUAUAACUUAUCAGAAAAGUACACUCACUUCGACCAUGGAUGGGAUGAUAGUAUUUUUAAUGAUAUGAUUGUAAUGAUGACGGGUAAGGGGGUUGUUGUAAAGAAAGAAAAGCUCAAAGCUGUUCCUACUGAGGUUAAAUUUAUGGUUCCAAUUUAUAAGACUGUGGGGGUCGGAGAGAAAGCGAGACAAGUUUUAGAUGUUGAUAAGAUGAAAAAGGUUGGUGUGCAAAAGAAAGUAUAUGAUAAAAUUGUUAUUUGUUGGAUCUAAAAGAUUUUGUUAAACCAAUUAUUCGAUGUUUAUUGUUUCCGGUUUUUAGCCCGAGUCAGGGCUAAAUGAAGGCUGCACACAGGAGGUUUUUUUUGUUAAUGAACUAUUUCUAUAAAAAUAAAACUUGAAUUCAUAGAAAAACUC
Folsomia candida is the source of this 1163-nucleotide messenger RNA. RefSeq lists its product as uncharacterized. Lineage: Eukaryota; Metazoa; Arthropoda; Collembola; Entomobryomorpha; Isotomidae. The transcript is spliced from 2 exons. The record is from RefSeq and is a predicted model, not a curated record. The coding region runs from base 249 to 1019 and encodes 256 amino acids.